Messenger RNA from Lecanosticta acicola, 654 nucleotides. The record is from the annotation of a GenBank genome assembly. NCBI's taxonomy places the organism in Eukaryota, Fungi, Ascomycota, Dothideomycetes, Mycosphaerellales, Mycosphaerellaceae.
AUGGAAGCCUCUCAGGCCUCCGCAAUUGGCGCUCAAACCUCAGGCUUCCAUCUGCGUCAGUUCGUCUCCUCUCUGAUAUCGGCCAUACCACCUACAACCGACCAAGUUUCGGCGAAUCCGUUGAAGGACCUGCCGCCGAAAGGAAAAGGCAUUUUCCUGACCUUGUACGCGCUCUUUGAGAAAGAAUGGCUCCCCGCGCUUGACCUGCUGGACCGUGGCCUGAUUGCUCGACUCAAGCCCAAGCCAACCUCGAACGAAACCUGUUCUUCGCAGGACCACAACGAAUCCAGCUGUUCUUUCUUCCUGGUGCGCUCGGCUCAGCAGCAUAAUACGCGAAAUGCAUCAUACGAGCAUGUGAACUACUACGAAGUUCGCUUGGAUGCUUGGAGCUGCUCAUGCCCAGCCUUCACCUUUUCCGCAUUUCCAGCUUCCAUGCCGUCUUCAGACACAGAAGAUCAUCAAGAUGAGGCUCCUAUGCAUGAGAGAGCGGGCGUGGUAUUCGGAGGCCUUACUCUCGGCACCGAUAUGCCUGUGUGUAAGCACCUUCUCGCGUGCGUACUGAUCGAGCAUUGCCAGAUGUUCGCCCACUUUGCGGACGAGCGUGAAGUGUCGUUGGAGGAGAUGGCUGGAUGGACUGCGGGCUGGGGCGAUUAA